This is a messenger RNA of Rhinichthys klamathensis goyatoka, 1763 nucleotides long. RefSeq names its product galanin receptor 1b (gene galr1b). NCBI's taxonomy places the organism in Eukaryota, Metazoa, Chordata, Actinopteri, Cypriniformes, Leuciscidae. The record is from RefSeq and is a predicted model, not a curated record. Gene Ontology annotation, biological process: neuropeptide signaling pathway. Gene Ontology annotation, molecular function: G protein-coupled peptide receptor activity. The coding region runs from base 271 to 1356 and encodes 361 amino acids. The transcript is spliced from 3 exons. Gene Ontology annotation, cellular component: membrane.
CAUGACCAAAUCACGACAAAGGAUCUUUUGAACGCUUCCGGGCGAAAACUUUCCCCACUGAGCUGGUGCCAGUGUUCCAGCGUCUUCCCUGGAAAGAACACGCGCCAGUGAAUGAUGUGCGUUCUCUCUAGUGCUUCAUACCCAGCCGGUGCAUUUCCCAGCGUAACUGGAGCACUCCACAACCGAGCCAAGGAUUUGUCAGCGCGCGCUAACUUGAGAAAAUGAGAAAUCAAACUGGGGAGUGAUUGUUCUGUGCUUCUGAACGGACUUAUGUUCUUUUGUUUCGACCGGGCUUCUCGAAUCCUUGUAAACAUGGGGUUAUCCCGAAAUGAAACUGUAAUCUGGACAGAGGAGCAUAUGGACACGAACCAAACGACAGACACCUUUGGUCCGGAGACAGUGAUUGUGCCCGUCAUAUUUGGAUGUAUAUUUUUCUUGGGAAUCGUUGGAAAUACUCUAGUGAUGGUUGUCAUUGGGAAAAUAAAGUCAAGGCGCUCGAGAAGUACCACUAACAUUUUCAUCAUAAAUCUCAGCAUAGCAGAUUUAUCUUUCCUCCUGUUUUGCGUCCCGUUUCAGGCCACCAUAUACUCACUUCCCGAGUGGAUCUUCGGGGCGUUUCUGUGUAAAUUUGUGCACUAUUUUUUUACGGUCAGCAUGCUGGUGAGCAUUUUCACGCUCGUGGCCAUGUCCGUGGACAGGUACAUUGCCGUGGUGCUCUCCAAAAAGUCCCCGUGUAUUCGUAACCGGAGGAAUGCGCUCAUUGGCGUUUGUGUUAUUUGGAUGCUUUCCUUUAUCUUUGCAGUCCCGGUGGCGCAGCACCAAAUUUUGACGGAUCACCCUAAGGCUCCCAAUAGCACGUUCUGCUGGGAGAUUUGGACCGAACGGGUGGCCAAGCACACUUAUAAAGUGACCAUUCUCGUGAUAGGGUAUCUGUUACCGCUGGUUUUGAUCACAUGCUGUUAUGCCAAGGUAUUAUAUCAUCUUCAUAAAAAAAUGAAAAAUAUGUCCAAGAAGUCUGAGCGGUCAAAGCGAAAGACGGCUCAGACGGUGUUGUUGGUUGUCGCUGCGUUCCUCAUCUGCUGGAUGCCGCACCACAUUAUUGCUAUGUGGGUGGAGUUCGGCCAGUUUCCCUUGAAUGAUGCUUCCUUUGCGUUUCGCAUCAUCUCUCACUGCCUGGCCUAUGGAAACUCCUGUGUCAACCCCAUUCUUUACGCUUUCCUCUCGGAAAACUUCAGAAAAGCCUGCAAGCAGGUCUUCACUUGCCGUUUUUUUUUUUACUCCCCUCCGCCUGUGGAGAAAGUGGUGCGCAUUCGCAUGGAGAACUUCUCCAUGACACAUUCCACUACUAACAUGUGACUCAAAACAUUUUGGAGAUAUCAGCACUGUUUAAAAAAUUGGGCAAACAUUUGUGUUGUUUCUGGAUCAUAGCAUAGUGUAUGACUCACAUUCAAGAAGGUUUGAAUAACAUGGAUAGUAAAAAAGAAAAAGCUACCUUGAGAAUUAAAAAUCCUAUAAUAUCUCAAUCCAUGUAUACCAAAGGCAUUUGCUUAGGAAAAAAAAGUGUGAACUAUUUAAGUGUAAAUAGUGUUUGUCAUUGAAAUGUUGUUUUAUUACAUUUUGUAUGUUCAUUGUUUAAUGUGUAUUUAAUGUUAUUGAAAAUAACUCAAACAUAAGUGUUCAUUUAAAAAUAUAAUUAUUAUAUGAUAGUUUUUGAAUAUGUUUGAAAGAUUCACUCUAAAAGAAGUGAUUCUUUUGAAUGUGUG